Messenger RNA from Tripterygium wilfordii, 767 nucleotides. RefSeq names its product non-specific lipid transfer protein GPI-anchored 19-like. Bases 30 to 575 code for a protein of 181 amino acids. Gene Ontology annotation, molecular function: lipid binding. The transcript has 2 exons. NCBI's taxonomy places the organism in Eukaryota, Viridiplantae, Streptophyta, Magnoliopsida, Celastrales, Celastraceae. The record is from RefSeq and is a predicted model, not a curated record. Gene Ontology annotation, biological process: lipid transport.
CAAGACAAAACAAACACUAGCUAAAAAGAAUGGAACAAAAGGGGUUUGAGUUGGGUCUAGUCUUAGUCCUUGUGUCAAUCCUUUCUCAUGGAGCCAUGGCUCAGUCAGGUUGCACCACUGCGCUCAUAGGCUUAGCCCCAUGCCUCAAUUAUGUAACUGGCAACUCCUCAACCCCAUCAUCCUCUUGCUGCUCACAACUAACCAAUGUGGUCCAGUCCCAGCCACAGUGCCUUUGUACACUAGUCAAUGGUGGUGGCUCUUCAAUUGGUGUUAGCAUUAACCAAACUCUUGCUCUUUCGCUCCCUUCAGCUUGUAAUGUUCAAACUCCACCAGUUAGUCAGUGUAAUGGUGUUAAUGGUCCAGCACCAGCAUCAUCACCAGUAGUUAGUCCUCCAUCUGAUUCAGACAAUGAGACACCUGAAGCUCCUACUACUACACCUUCAGGAGGUGGAUCUAAAACAUUUCCUACAAUAGGUGGAACAUCAAAGGGAAGCAUCGUGGAGUCGCCAAUUCCUCUCGUUCUUCUCUUCACUCUCUUUAUCGCUUCAUGCCUUUCCAAUGCCGUUCGAUUCUAAAAUAUUCCACAUUUGAACUUACAAAAGAGUUUAGGAUUUGCAUGUGUACUCUUCUGAUGGUGUUGUAUAUUCAGUUUGAUGAUAUAAAAUGCACCAAUGAUCUGGAUUUAAUUGAAAUUAUGUAAUUCCCGUGUUGUAUAAUUUGAAGAAUUUGAGAGAGGUGAUAACCGUAAAGAUGAAAGAAACGUUUGA